Molecule: messenger RNA, 1007 nt
Organism: Physella acuta
Lineage: Eukaryota; Metazoa; Mollusca; Gastropoda; Physidae
Product: ubiquitin-conjugating enzyme E2 2-like
Source: RefSeq, a predicted model, not a curated record
ACCACUGGUAGAGGAAAUAUCCAGAACUUUUAAUUCAUAAUGGCAAUGAAAAGGAUCCAGAAGGAAUUAUUAGACUUGGGCAGAGAUCCACCAUGUAAUUGCUCAGCUGGACCAGUCGGAGAUGACAUUUUCCAGUGGCAAGCAACAAUUCUAGGUCCUGCAGACAGUCCUUAUCAAGGUGGUGUGUUUUUUCUCACUAUAACUUUUCCUUCAGAUUAUCCUUUCAAACCCCCUAAAGUAGCUUUCUCCACCAAAAUUUAUCACCCAAAUAUCAACAGUAAUGGCAGCAUUUGUUUAGAUAUUCUAAGAAGUCAAUGGUCACCUGCCCUCACAAUAUCAAAAUUGUUGUUGUCAAUCUGCUCACUACUGACAGAUCCGAAUCCUGAUGACCCGUUGGUCCCAGAAAUUGCCAGAAUGUUUAAAACAAAUCGCACAGAGUACAACAGACUAGCCAAAGAAUGGACUGCAAAAUAUGCAGAGUGAUGUCAGAGUGCAGCAUUGUUUGUUGAUGCUGCUUCAGGAAAACACACCAUCUAGCAUACAGCAGGACACCAUCUUUUUAUUUUGCUUUCCUUCCAAUAUUAUUGAUUGUACAUAAAGUAUAAUUUGAGACAGAAAGAUAUUUUUCUAAAAGUUAGAGUUCUCCUACUUACACCAUAUUAUAUAUCUUUCUAUGUAACGUUAGGGUUUUAAAAAAAAAUUAUCACUUUUUAAAGGAUUGCAGCAGUUUGUUUUUAAAGUUUUUACUUUUAGUUCUGUUCACUUACUUUCGGUGUUGGGGUGGUGCCUAACACUUGUGUUACUGUUAACUAGUACUGAAAUUGUUUCAUUUAGCAUCCCAUAAUUUUCUACUUGCUGUGUGAAUACAAUGAAAGCUUGACAAUGGGACACAAGUCUAUUCGUAUGUACAUUUGAUUUGUGAUUCAUUUCAUGGUCCUAUUUAGCUUAUUUUUUUAAUGAAGGUUUGUUUCCUAUUUAUUGCUCUUAUUAAAAUGGACAUUGAUACA